Molecule: messenger RNA, 3606 nt
Organism: Gossypium arboreum
Lineage: Eukaryota; Viridiplantae; Streptophyta; Magnoliopsida; Malvales; Malvaceae
Product: probable disease resistance protein At4g27220
Exons: 4
Coding region: 303-3584 (1093 amino acids)
Molecular function (GO): ADP binding; ATP hydrolysis activity; protein binding
Source: RefSeq, a predicted model, not a curated record
UCCAAUAAAUGAUAGAGCAUCUGCAUGGAGACAUUUAGGUGGGUCAUCAUGUCUGUUGUCUCCUUCACUUUUUAGCUGUAUCCACCAAAAUACAUUUCAAACUAUUUCUUUUUUGAACAUACAAUUGAAACUUGCUUACUUCUACAUUGAGUUGCCUUUUCUCAAAUUAAUACUCGCUUUAAUCCAUUAAGAAAACAAAAAAAAGUAGGAAAAUUAUUAUUUCGAUCGUUCAAAACUGGGAGAAUUCAUCGCUCAAUCUUUCUCUUAUAUUUUGAAAAGUUUACUUGCUGUUUGCUCUCUCAAUGGAGUUCGUUAUUGGCAUCGUUAGCUCUAUUUUCACUACAGCUGCAGAGUGUACGAUUUCUCCUAUCAUAAACCAUGUCAAAUACCUUUCCAAUCAUCAGCAAAAUGUUAAGACCCUCAAGGACCAAGCUGAGAAGCUGAAAGAUGCAAGGGACAGAGUGCAGCAGUCUGUUGAUGCAGCUCAACGAAACGGCGAAGAGAUCGAACGUGAUGUUAACAACUGGAUGUCGGCAGUGGACAGGAAGAUCCCUCAACAAGUAGAGAAAGUGAUGCAAGAUGAAGAAAAAGCAAAGAAAAAGUGUUUCAUUGGUUUGUGUCCUAAUUUUUGGACUCGUUACAAGCAUAGCCUGAAAGCUGCAGAGGAGGCGAAGGCUGUUGCCGAUCUACUUGAACAGGGCAAGUUUGACGGUGUUUCUUAUCCUGUACUUUUACAGAGUAUCACUGUCCGACCAGUUAAAGGUUACGAGGAUUUCGAGUCAAGAACGUCGGUUUUGAAUGAAAUAAUGGAGGCACUGAAAGAUGAUAGCGUCAGCGUUAUUGGGGUGCACGGUAUGGGCGGCAUUGGAAAAACAACGCUAGUAAAAGAAAUCGCUAGAAAGGUCAAGGGCAAUUUAUUUGAUUCGGUUGUCAUAGCAACAGUAACUCAAGUCAUUGAUAUUGAGAAAAUUCAGAACACAAUUGCAGAUUUAUUGGAUUUGGAUUUAAAGGAACGAAGUAUGGUUGCAAAGGCACUUCGACUACGAGAAAGAUUGAAGAAAGAGAAGAGGGUUCUGGUUGUCUUGGAUGACAUUUGGGCAAAAUUAGAUAUUGAGGAAGUAGGGAUUCCUUUGGGAGAUGAACACAAGGGCUGCAAAUUACUAUUAACUUCUAGAGAGCUCAAUGUUUUAUCAAAUGGGAUGGAUGCUCAAAAACAAUUUUCCAUUAGGCUUCUAAAUGAAAAGGAGGCCUGGGACCUGUUCAAGAAGAAGGCUGGCGAUUGUGUUGAAAGUUGCGAUUUGAAGCCUACAGCUAUGGAGGUAGCCAAAAAAUGUGCAGGAUUACCGAUAGCCAUUGCGACAGUUGCAGGGGCUUUGAGAAACAAAAGAUUGUUUGAGUGGAAGAAUGCUUUACGAGAACUAGAGAGGCCUUCAUCAAGCAACUUCACGGGGAUAACUGCAGCAUAUUCAGCCAUACAGUGGAGUUUUAAUUAUUUAAAAAGUGAGGAAGUUAAGCUGACUUUCUUGCUUUGCUGUGUAAUAGGCCAUAAUUGUCUGGUUGAGGACUUGGUGAGAUAUACAGUGGGUUUGGGUUUAUUUGGUGGUGUCAACACUAUGGAAGAAGCUAGAAAUAAAGUAUUGACGGUUGUGUAUAAUCUCAAAGCGUCUUCCUUGUUGCUUGAUAGUUAUAGCGAUGAGCGCUUUGGUAUCCAUGAUGUUUGGGAUGCUGCUGUAGCUAUCGCAUCGAGGGACUACCAUAUGCUUGUUUUGAGAGAUCAUGUUCCAAUGGAUUGGUCCGAUAAGGAGAAAAUGAACAGCUGGAGGAGGAUAAGCUUAACUUGUCCUAAAAUUAUAGCCGAGCUUCCUAAGGAGUUGGAGUGUUCAGGUCUUUCCUUUUUCCAUAUGAUCCUUAAUGGUUCAGUGGAAAUUCCUCCAGAUUUUUUCAGACGAAUUGAAAGUCUCAAAGUCUUGGAUUUACCUUUAUAUUCCUAUCUACCUGAGUCAAUUAAUCACCUCAAAGACCUUCGCAUGUUGCGUUUAAGAGGAUGUUCAAUUGAAGAUAUAACCAUCAUUGGAGAGCUCAAAAAUUUAGAAAUCCUUGACCUUGCUUUCUCGAGGAUCGAAGAACUACCCAAGGAGAUAGCACAAUUGAGUCGGUUAAGGUUGUUAGAUUUGCGUAGGUGUCGAGAACUCAAAAUCAUCCCGCCAAAUGUCUUAUCAAGUUUGUCUAAAUUAGAAGAAUUAUAUAUGGAGGGAAGCUUAGUUAAAUGGGAAAAUGAAGGAGUAGCUGGCAACGAAAGAAGAAAUGCAUGCCUUGAUGAAUUAAGGAAUUUGCUUCGUCUAACUACUUUACAUGUUGAUAUUCCUGAUGCUCAAAUGAUUCCAAAGUAUCGAUUCAUUGAGACAUUGGAUAGAUAUAGGAUUCUCGUAGGUGAUUAUAAUUCAUGGGAGACGUGGAAUUCAAAAUAUGAAUAUUCGAGAACAUUGAAGCUCAAGAUAUAUACAAAUAUUUCUUCGAACAAUGGGGUGAAAACGUUGCUGAAAAAGACUGAAGAUUUGUAUUUAGACCUAAAUGGACUUGAAGGCAUCAAGAGUGGACUUGCGGAGUUAAAUAAUGGAGAAGAAUUUUCAAAUUUAAAGAGAAUUGAUGUCAUUAUCAGAAUGGAGGAGUCCGAGCCGAUACCACUUUUCAUUAAACAGACAAGUCAUUGGAUUUCGAAUUUGAGGAGGUUGAUCAUCAAUGGAUGCGGUACCUUGGAGCAUCUGUUAUCACCCUCUGUCGCCAGAAGGCUAGAGCAGCUCCAAUGCUUUGAGAUAGUGGAUUGCAUGUGCUUAAGGGAGAUAAUAUUUACUAAAGACGUGAUUUGUUUCCCUCAAUUAAAUUCCCUGCAUAUAAAGGGUAUUCCAGACCUCAUCUUCUUCUGCUCUGGAAAUUUUAAUAUCGAGUUCCCUUUGUUGAAAGAGUUAAAGAUUAAGGAUUGCCCGAAAUUAAAAGAAUUCAUUAGUAAAAGCAAUUCUGAGUCCGGCAUGCAGGCUCUCUUCAAUGAGAAGGUUGCUGUUCCAAGCUUGGAAACGAUGACAAUCUACAUGCUGAGAAAUGUGAAGAUGAUAUUUCAUACUGAUCUAUCACCAAAUUCUUUUCAAAAUCUACGAAAAUUAAGUGUUUCAAGGUGUGAGAUUUUGAAAAAUCUAUUUCCAGCGUCAAUAGCUAAUCAUCUUUUACAACUUGAAGAUUUAAGCAUAAGUGAUUGUGGGGUGGAGGAGAUUGUAUCGGAAGGGAAAGGAGUAGAGGAUCAGCCUGUGAGGUUUGAGUUUCCCAAAGUGUCUUCACUUGAGGUUACAUCCCUAAAAGAGCUCAAAUGUUUCUAUAAAGGGAAACAUACAAUGGUGUGGCCAAUGUUGAAAAAAUUGACCACAGAUGGUUCUAGUUUGCUGAUGAGAAUAGGUUUAGAAGAUGUUAGAAUGGAAGAAAGAAAGGGAAAUGGGGAGGCAGUUUUGGUGGUGGAAGAGGUAUGUAUAUCAUUACAAAUAUAUUUGUUUUCAUCAUUACAUGCAUCUUAUGUUGUUAUAAUGCAAUUUAAUUAAAUAAAGUCUUACAUUAGACUUA